UUUCGCAAAACUCGGGAAAUUUUUAUAGAAAUUGAUUGUUCAAAGUUUGAGUUGUGCUAGUUUUCAAAUCAUGAGUUGUGCUACUUAUGACGAGAAAUUUCAACAGUGCUAUACUCUUCGUAGGGAGCGACGAUAUGUGCUAUAACGCGGAUGGUAGUCGGGAAAAUGGGGUCUAUUAUAAUGCUAAUAAGUAUUAUUUUUUUAUAUCCUUUCGUUUAGUGAAAGUAUUAAAAAUGAUUAAUUUCUGAGGCAUUAGCAUUUUCCUCACUACCAUCUACAUGGUAGCACCUAUUGGGAGUUUAAACUUGGUUCGCGCGCUUGAAGAUUAACAAAGAUGGCGGCCAGAAAGUCUCCGAUAUACACAGGGCUCUUAUGGAGCUUCAUUAAAAAAUGUAGAAAUAUAAACUUUUAUACGAUAAAAAAUCUUGUCAGCGGCUUUACACACCAUGUGAAUAGAGUGAGGCUACACCGUCGUCAAGAAACAUGAUAGAAGGCCAGAACGUUAUAAAUUCUGGCAUGAUUAACAUGUUUGGUGCUCCGUAAAAGCUCCAGAAAAAAAUUGAGCUGUAUUCAUUAGUUUUACAAACAAGUACUUUGAAAUCUAAGCCUUAUCUGGUCACAGGUAUAUUGUUACUAAAAUGAAAACGAUACAAAUGCGCAGGAGAGCAUUUAACUAUGCAAUGUGAUAAUUCAAGUAAUUCUACACGUAUCAAUUGUUUCUUCAGCAAUUCUAAAUAUAAGACAAAGUUUGAGGUUAAUCAUAUGGCCAAUGACACAGAGAAAUGUGCAAUAUUAAAAAGUAAGAUAAACAGAUACAUAGAUAUGACUGAUUAUCCUAUGAGACCUACUAUAUCUAAAUACUUAGGUAAGGUAGAAAUCCACAAAGAAACCACUACGGCAAUUAAAUCGCCAAGUAAGCUUCUGAAGAAUUCGCAACUAUAAGCACUAGUGCACCAAUACUACCUUUAAGGACAAAAACGCAACGAGAUAAAUAAUGGAGCAACACAUCGACCUCAUUGAAGAGCUACAAAAGGAAGUAUUACAGGAAGAAAUAUCAUAUCCUGAUCUGAAAACUCUUAAUAAGAAUUUAUACAAAAAUGACAGUUAUAUCUUACAUCUAAAUAUCAGAAGUCUAAAUGCCAAUUUUAAUAAAUUGGAAAUUUUUAUUAAGAGUUUGAAGAUUAAACCUAGCAUAAUAGUAUGUACAGAAACGUGGAAGAUGUUUAAUUGCCAAAUUUUUACACUAAAAGGUUAUAAAUUGUAUUACAAUAAUGGUAAAAUAAAUCAAAAUGAUGGGGUAGUAGUUUAUAUACAGGAUGGUAUAUCAGAAACAACAGAAGUGAUAGAAAUAGAUGCCAUGAUCUCUCUUCUCUAGAAAAAAAAAUCUUAAAAAUCACUUAAUCAUUGGUGACUUUAACAUAGAUAUUAUGAAAGAAGAUAAUUAUAGCCAAGAACUAUUAAAUAACAUGUUAAAAAAGGGUUUUGCCCCAGGAUUUAGACACACAACAAGACCUAAGAACGGUAGUGGAAGCGGAACAUGCAUUGACAAUAUCUAUAUAAAAACUAAAUCUAUUGACACUAAAUCAUUCAAACUUAUGAUCCCAUUUACCGACCAUUACCCAAUCUUCUUAAAGCUUGAUAAACCACCUGAACCAAAACAGAGAUUGUUCGCCAUUAUUAUAAUUACACUAAACUACAGAGGAUAACUAGCAGUAAAAAUUGGUAUAUCAUAGAAACAAUGCAUGAUCCCAACUCCGCUACAGCCUACUUAAUAAACGAAAUACAGGAUUGCUUAGAAAAAUCUAAAAGUCUGAUUAAUAUGAAAAUAAGUAAAAAAAACUCAUUUAGCAAAAAUAUUAGAAAAAAUAAUAUAUAACAGAUUCCAAUCUUUCUUUGACAAAUUUAAUCUACUAGCCAAAAAUCAAUAUGGUUUUAGAAAAAAUAUAGGGACCAAAGAUGCUCUAAAUUAUAUCACGAACAUAAUUUACAGUAAACUAGACAAAAGCAAACCAAUAGCAAUUACCUUUCUAGAUCUGGUUAAAGUUUUUGAUACGGUCAAUCAUGCUAUUUUACUUGACAAAUUGUAUAACUACGGUAUAAGGGGUAAAGCGCAGAAAAUAAUAACUAGUUACUUAUGUAAUAGAAAACAAAACGUAAGAAUAGGAACAGCGGACAGCCGUUAUGAGACAGUAAUUACGGGAGUACCACAAGGGACAAUUCUUGGUCCACUUUUAUUUCCAAUAUAUGUCAAUGACCUACUUGUAGAUAGGACUGAAAGUACAAUCUCAUAUGCUGAUGAUACAGCUAUUUAUACAACUGAUGGUUCUUGGACCAAAGUCGAAAAUAAAAUGAAUAUGUACCUAGAGGAUAUAUCUACUUGGUUGUUGCUUAAUAAAUUAUCUCUUAAUAUAAGUAAAACUGUAUAUAUGACAGUCGGUAAUUACUGUGUUCCAAAAAAGAAUGAUAUAAAAAUAUUUAUAAUGAACUGAACAGAGUUGAACAGUAUAAGUAUCUGGGUAUUAAUUUUGAUUUCAAUU
This is a messenger RNA of Nasonia vitripennis (jewel wasp), 2537 nucleotides long. RefSeq lists its product as uncharacterized. The record is from RefSeq and is a predicted model, not a curated record. NCBI's taxonomy places the organism in Eukaryota, Metazoa, Arthropoda, Insecta, Hymenoptera, Pteromalidae. The transcript is spliced from 2 exons. Bases 995 to 1375 code for a protein of 126 amino acids.